UGAGGAUCUGUUCCAGUCACGCUCCUUGUGGCUGCCCGUUUGGUCCCUGUGCGGGGAGAGCCACGCACCCGAACAGCCAUUUAGCUCCAUCUUAAGGCUUUGCUAAUGAAUCCAUUGCACUCACAACAUGGUAAUUGUUAAUCAGCUUCAGCGAACCUUUCUUAAAUACAGCAAACAUUUCAGCUGUAGCUCUGGCAGCGGAAUGACAUUCGACAGUAAAUGCUGAGAUCAAUAAGGGUACGAGUGGUACGAACCAGGUAACACACUAACAAACAGCGCCUUAAGCACCGCGUGCAGAUGUCAUCAGCGCCGCGUCCCUCAUCUGCCUGUAGCUUGCGUGUUUCAAGAUCUAUUGAUUUCACUGCUAUGUUUGUGACUAAGAUUGGUAUAUUUGUAUUAUAGUCCUCAAGUACUACAUUUACAUCUAAAUCUUCAUUUCCAUUUGUUACAAAAUAAAAAAAAAGUACAGUUGAAAUUCUAAAUGAGAAGGUUUACGUCUGCUAUCAGUCUUUCUCUUUAUAAUUCCCCUUCACAUGCACUGCUGCCCACAUACGCACAUCUCAAGAGUAGUUCCCACCGCUCCACCCGAUACCACACCCACCCACACACCCACACACACACACACACACACACACACACAUGACCGUUAGGUGGGUUGGCUGCCUUAAUCAUUGUUUAUGAUCCCCUCCGGCACUGCGAGGUAACAGGAAAAGGAAAAGCUGAAACAAAAUUCCCCGGAUGCCACGGCGGCCAGCGUGUCUUGUAUAGGAGGCAGUGCACUGAGUUAACAAUGUAAGGGCGAGUGAGGCAGCGCGGCAAAAUAUGCACGUAAAGCCCUCACUCAGGAAUGCUUGUGUCGCCGCCGCAGUGUGCCUGGCGGGCGUGCACGUGUGCAGUUUUCUUAACGCUGGUCUCGCCGAUCGCCCACCACAGAGGGGCGUCGCGCGGCUGCAUGAUGCAUCUUGCCGCGCACUCUUCACCGUCACGGACGUUCCCCAACGUUACGCGCCCAACGCCAGCCUCUUCGUACACAACCGUUAUGGAUAUGUUUCUGCUGACAAGCUGAGUGUAGACUGGAGAGCUCGGCAACACCCUGACACUUGUGGCGGCAACGACGUGGCCGGGGCAGUACAGCAGCUGCUCCUGAAGAGAGACUCUCCGUCAGGAGCGGUCACGACCGAUUACUCCCCGCUGGCGGCCGUCCUUCCCUCCGUGCUGGCCUUCCAGGGCGAGGGCGAGGCCAGCGCCCCGACAGUCACCGCCACCACCAGGAUCGGCGCCGCCGGCGGCCUGCUGCCUUACGUGCCGUGUGAAAUAGUGACCUACGCUGACCCAGCCUCGGUGACCGCCUGCUUCAGGGCCAGACUGGCUCACCAGGACACCCUCUGGAUCUUCUUCAUGGGAGACUCAAAAAUAAGAUACUUAUUUUUCGAAUUUCUCGCAAGAAGUGACGACGAACUUCACUAUUUGGUCAAGUUUCCGAACGGUAUCAAGUCCCUUGCUGAGAUAGACAGAAAACACCUCAAACUCAAAGUCGACAUGGAAGCAUCGAGCACGUUGCUCCCUGGACUCCUUGUCUCAUUCCAGUUCAGUCCGUUCAAUGAUGUGCAGGUGAGCAAGAUGCGAGGCAGCGCGGAGGUGAAGCAGCUGGCGCGGUGGGCGGCUGGCCAGGAAACACCUCCGCACCUUCUGGUGUUGGGAUACAUGUCGUGGAUCCUGCAAACGAUGCUGGUUAAUAACUACGGAGAGGUUGUGUCACAGAUGAUGGACAUGCAUCGCAUUGUGGUUCCUCUCCUGCACCAGAUAGGUCACAAAACCCGCGUCAUUGUGACGUCACAAAGCAGGUACAAGAUCUUUUCUACUCACGGUCGAGCCCGGUUGUUUGGCAUGUUACAUGGAGACCCCGCCUACGACUGGGGCGAGGCGAUGUUCCUCCACCACCUGCGGUGCGGCUCACGGCAUCAGCCACCUCCUUCACGACAUGGCCGCCAUGACUCACGAUCUCGAGACCACCUGGUUCCCGAAGUGGAGGACAGCGGAGUGUGGUGGUGGGACACGAGUCUGCCGCUGAGCUUGGCGGAGAACAAAGAGUGUGAGGAACUGUACCUCCGCGGUCUGAAUUACAACCCUACGUACAGCAGUUACUUUUUAAAAUGUACUGAUGAUAUCCACGCUGGCGGCGUCACCCUCUGGGACCAAGUCACCAUGCUGCUCAACCUGGUGUGCAACUCCGUGUUGGGGGAACGAGAGGGGGUGUGCUGUGGCUGACACGAGAGAGGCAGGGACACUGCCUUCACACACACACACACACACACACACACACACACACAUUCAUGUC
Scylla paramamosain (green mud crab) is the source of this 2338-nucleotide messenger RNA. RefSeq lists its product as uncharacterized. Bases 823 to 2268 code for a protein of 481 amino acids. NCBI's taxonomy places the organism in Eukaryota, Metazoa, Arthropoda, Malacostraca, Decapoda, Portunidae. The record is from RefSeq and is a predicted model, not a curated record. The transcript is spliced from 5 exons.